UUACAAAUUACAAUACACCUUGGCCAACUGCAAGCUAGCUACAACGAAGCGACCUAUUAGGACAUUGCAAAUGAUAAGAUUCAUUCAUAAACUAGAGGAAAAGGAAGAGGAGAAUGAGAUCAUUGGUGGAAAAUGAGAAAAUCAUAAAUAUGAAGGAAGAUGAGAAAGUGACAUCAUGGAUUUUUCAACCCAACUCAAAUCUUAUACAAUCUCAAUUACAAAAAAGUAUAACGAAUGGAGAAAAAAAGAAAAUUUUAUAGACAUAAAACUUUAGUUGCCUCCAGUAACAACCACAAGUUCUUCUCCAAUUUGGGGAUCACACUCCUUUUACCCUAAGAACAACUUCCAAAUGUACAGAUGACACAGUCUUCAUGUCUUCUCGCUUUUUCUUAUUACCAAAGUCACUUUGCGUGACUUGACAUAUAAAUAUAACAUAGUUGCAGCUCAUUUUCCGUUCAUCAAACUUCAUCAAUCCUUCUUCUUUGGUGCUAACUGGCUUAAAAUCAAGCAUUCUUAUAAUGGUUGUCAUAACUAUCUAUCUUCUUGUCAACUUUCUCUCUUUCCUCAGUUAUGUUACGACACAUAAAAACCCUCAUCCCCAAUACCACACUUACAUUAUCCAGCUAGAGCACGAUCUCCAAAAGCCCUCCCCUUCCCCAACUCACGAAUCAUGGCACGUAUCCCUUCUCCAAUCAUUAGUCAACCCCAUCUCUAAUGACCAGUUGUUCCUCUACAGCUACGCCCAUGUCAUGCAAGGGCUUCGUUGUAGGCCGACAGAAUCUCAACUUUAUGAGAUUGCGACACAGCACAACCUACGUUGCCACAUAUUCAGAGAUCUUUGGGAAUCUUCUUGCCAUUCGCACUACGAAUUUCCUUGGGUUGCGUUAUGACUCGGGAUUGUGGCCGAAUUUCUCGUAUGACGCAGGCAUCAUCAUAGAAGUUUUCAACUCGGGGGAUCUGGCUGUUCAGUGACAGCUUCCAUGACAAUGGCAUGCCAGCUAUUUCAAAGAGUUGGAAGGGGCAAUGUGAAGGGACAUACGAUUUUACAUAUUUGUUGCAGACUAACAUUAUUGUAUAGGAGGCUAAUUGUUCGCUAUUGCCAUAUGUAUGACGCAUAAGACUAAGAGGGAAAUCAAGUGGAGAAGGGUGAAGCUUGAUGCAAGGAAUGAACAGAGUGUUCUCAAUUUAUAAGCGAAGUGGAAAUAAUAAAUAAUAUGGCAAGUAGAAAAUGUGGAAAUUCCAAGGUGGUUAGAGUAGUUGGGUGGCGAAAGAAGUGUGACAGAGAUAGUAGUUGGUAAAUAGAAACAGUAUGGUCAGCGGGUGGGUUGUAUUGUAUCAUAAAUUUCUUUUAAAGAUUAUUUAGUACUUUUUAUUUGCAUACGAAAAAAAAAAAUUUAGUACUUUUAAGGGUCCCUAUUGCAAAUGGAGUGACCGAAAGAAAACCCUUGAAAUGGGUUCAUCAUUGGACCCCAAAAAUCUUUUUUUAGUGAUAUAGGCCUACGUUUCACCACCUAUAGGCCUACUUCGGGUUGUAGCAACCCGAUCCCAGUGGAACUGAGUGAUUAAACAAACACACUGUAUUGGGUGAAAAUUUCAACAUUGUGAGCCACUAGCCUACUAUAUCAUAGACAUUGAUUCAUAUCCACCACUUAAUCAAAUAGAUUGUCCAAUUAUUCUUAGCUAACCCCUUAUUGAUAACCAAGUCCUUUAUUAUAAUUAGAUUUAUCAUGCAUGAAGUGUCGUAUAAUUUUUAACCAACAAGGCAUUGGUGGUGGUAUGGGAAAGAGAAUACUCAUAUUGCGAGAUUGCGUGCUCGAGGAAACUGUGACACUGCAUCUAGAAGUUGUUGUGCAAGCCUGCAUCAGUCAUCAAGUCACGUCAGUUGCCAGGAGAAGACCAUACCCAUCCUAGAAGAACAUAUGAGUUAGAAAAGAAGGGCCUUGAUCCAACCCAAAGCGAGCUCUAUGGAGCUUAAAAUGGGUAGCAUUAGACCCAAAACCUAGCCUUAGCCCAAUCAAUCUGAUCCCAAAAACUUCCCCUUCUCAUUCAAACCCCAGCCCAACUUCUCCUCCUCCCUUCCUUGGCCCGAAGCCCAAUUAUGGCACGGACCAAAAUCGUAUUAAGCUUAUGUACAAUAUAUAAAGCAGAUUCAUUGGUUGGAAUUGCCCCAUUUUGAAUUUGCUAGCCUGGGAUUGAUUUUCGGAAGGGUGAUUAGGUCAUUUCCCCUGACUUUCAUUAAGUAUCGCACUGCAUUUUGAUCUUGGAACAUAAUUGAUUUUGAGACAAUAACAACAGGCCCUAUCCCAAAGUCCACCAAACCAUUUGGCCUAAACUCCUCCUUCUUUCUCUGUCGACGGCGACCCAUACACCCCCUCUGUCGACAUCGAUCUGGUCAGCUCCGCACAAAACAUACCCUCAGUUCUAUGUUCCUCGCCGGCGGUGGAUAACGACUACACUGGGAAGGAGCUCAGGUCUCCGUCUUCAGGUGCGUCCUCCUACUCUUCAUCCCUUAUUUUCCCCCCUUCGAGCAAUUGAACAAUCUGAAGCUAUGGCUUACGAGAUUUAUAGUUUGUGAUAAUUGAAAAUCUAAGGUAUACUAAUUGAUUGAUAUUGCUUUACAUUAUCAUUGUCAAUGAUCAUAAAGCACAAGACUGAUUUUGAACAUCUUCGACACUUGUGACAUAGUGCACCUGUGAUUUAGUCAAGCAAACGUUAGUAAAGAAAAAUAUUAGUUCAAGCAAACCAACAUUCACACCCCAACACCAAACUUUUAAUAACAAUAAAUCAUCGAUAACAAAAAAAAAGUAUUUCGUUGAAAAUAAACACAAAACAUCAAUAUACCCAUAUAAUAAUGUCCGACUUCAACAUUAAAAAAUGACAUCAAGCUUUAGUAAUAAUGAUAUAAUAACAAAUGAGCAAGUCACUAACAAGAAAUAGAAUUUUAUUAAAAAA
This is a messenger RNA of Linum trigynum, 2952 nucleotides long. Lineage: Eukaryota; Viridiplantae; Streptophyta; Magnoliopsida; Malpighiales; Linaceae. The record is from the annotation of a GenBank genome assembly.